Messenger RNA from Pteropus alecto (black flying fox), 6171 nucleotides. It is a transcript of the gene GRSF1, whose product is annotated as G-rich RNA sequence binding factor 1. Gene Ontology annotation, biological process: regulation of RNA splicing. The transcript is spliced from 10 exons. Bases 138 to 1226 code for a protein of 362 amino acids. Gene Ontology annotation, molecular function: RNA binding. Lineage: Eukaryota; Metazoa; Chordata; Mammalia; Chiroptera; Pteropodidae. Gene Ontology annotation, cellular component: ribonucleoprotein complex; nucleoplasm. The record is from RefSeq and is a predicted model, not a curated record.
CCUAUUGGGCCCCGGAACAAGGGACGCUCUCCCAGGCCUUGGUUCUUCUUGUUUUGUUCUCCUCUCGAGUGUCUGGUCGGUUGGGCAGUGUAAGUGUGGCUGGGGGUGAAUGUUGAGGCCUUGUUUCCUGCCGGCCCAUGGAGUCCAAAACUACCUACCUGGAAGAACUUCCACCUCUCCCUGAGUAUGAAUUGGCUCCAUCCAAGUUAGGAGGGGAAGUGGAUGAUGUUUAUCUCAUUCGAGCUCAAGGAUUACCAUGGUCGUGCACUGUAGAAGAUGUGCUCAGCUUUUUCUCAGACUGCAGAAUCCACAAUGGUGAGAAUGGAAUACACUUCCUUUUAAAUAGAGAUGGGAAACGAAGGGGUGAUGCCUUAAUUGAAAUGGAGUCAGAACAAGAUGUGCAGAAAGCCUUAGAAAAGCACCGCAUGUACAUGGGGCAGCGGUAUGUGGAAGUAUAUGAAAUAAAUAAUGAAGAUGUGGAUGCCUUAAUGAAGAACCUGCAGGUCAAAUCUUCACCUGUGGUAAAUGAUGGCGUGGUUCGAUUGAGAGGACUUCCUUAUAGUUGCAAUGAGAAAGACAUUGUAGACUUCUUUGCAGGACUGAAUAUAGUAGACAUUACUUUUGUGAUGGACUUCAGAGGGAGAAGAAAAACAGGAGAAGCUUAUGUACAGUUUGAAGAACCAGAAAUGGCCAAUCAAGCUCUGUUGAAACACAGGGAAGAAAUUGGUAACCGAUAUAUAGAGAUAUUUCCAAGCAGAAGGAAUGAAGUUCGAACUCAUGUUGGUUCUCAUAAGGGAAAGAAAAUUGCAUCUUCUCCUACUGCUAAGUAUAUAACUGAGCCAGAAGUGGUCUUUGAAGAACAUGAAGUAAAUGAGGAUAUUCAACCAAUGACUGCUUUUGAAAGUGAGAAGGAAAUAGAAUUGCCUAAGGAGAUGUCAGAAAAGCUUCCAGAGGCUGUUGAUUUUGGAACUACGUCUUCACUACAUUUUGUUCACAUGAGAGGAUUGCCUUUCCAAGCCAAUGCCCAAGAUAUUAUAAACUUUUUUGCUCCACUGAAGCCUGUUAGAAUCACUAUGGAAUACAGUUCCAGUGGGAAGGCCACUGGAGAAGCUGAUGUGCACUUCGAUACCCAUGAGGAUGCUGUUGCAGCUAUGCUCAAGGAUCGGUCCCAUGUUCAACAUAGGUAUAUUGAAUUGUUCCUGAAUUCAUGUCCGAAGGGAAAAUAAAACUUCUAAGGACUCCAGAUAAUAAGGAUAAAGCAAGAAGCACUUCAUUUGCACAUCUUUCUUGGACAUGGGAUAUAAAGUUUGAAUUUUUAGCAGCAACUGCUAGAGAAAGGAUUUUGGGAUUUUUGGUUAAUUGCUUAUAAAAAAUUUCCAUAGUGGGCUGUUUAGAAAGAAAAAGGAAAUAUUCAGUUUGGGAUUAAAUAAACCACAAAAUUUAAAUUUUUGUUUAAACUGUCUAGGAUCUGAUUUAAAAUCUGGUCUUUUAUUUUAUACGAUUAAACAGUUUGUUUUCAUAGAGGAUGUGUUAUCCAGUGUAAAGACUGCGUAUUUUUAUUCACCACUGUCCUUUAAAAUAUUUCUCCCAUUUUAAAAAUGAACUUGUUUAAGAGCUCUGAUAUAAAACUUCCUAUGAAAUAAAAUGCUGAUUUAUUUUAACUGAAAACUCACCAAAGCAAGGAAGGGCUUCAGACCAUUGAACCAUUAUGGUUUGGCAGAGUAGCUACAAUUUUAGGUGUAUUUGAUGACUUAGGGGUAGGAAUUAAAAAGAGUCAAAACAAAAAAGUAAGUACUACAGGUUAGUGAGUGUAAAUAACUAUUUGACCGUUUCAUAUCUUCAGAAAUGUUUUGCCUUCUCAGCCUUGUGCUAAAGGCAUUUAACAUUAAUGCCUGUAUACUUGAAGAAAUUCUAGUCUCAACUUAAAAGUUGUCUUAAUAUACCUCCCACCCCUUUUUUUUGGUUUUGGGUAAAUAGUAAGGGUGUUAGUCUCAAACCUGUAAAGUGACAUGUUAAACAGUCCUGACUAGUAAGGACAUUAAUGGCUUCACUUGAAUUUAAACCAGCUCUAGAUAUCUCAGUCUCCUCAUUUGCUUUUUCAGUGGGGUAGCACAUCCCAUAUUUUAGAACAAGUAGGGGUGCCUUGCUUAAAUAAAAAUAGCAUUUAAUGUAUAAUUGUGUGAAGGGUUCAUGGAUAAAGCUGUACUUCUGUCACAUUAUGACAGUACUUUCUGCUUUAAUAUUAAAACAGCUCGUUAUUUAAAUAUUGGAUAAAAAUGGCUGGCUUCAAAAUGUAGUCAUUAAUAAACUAAUUUUAUGUGCACCUGUGUAGGAGAAUCAACGUCCUGUAUACUUUCUUUGCCUUGUUCCUGUUCUCAGGGUGACGACUGCUAUGUAGUUACCAGGAGAUGUAAUGCUAAUUCUUAAAAUUGAAUUAGCACAGGUUUCUGAGAGGCGAUAUCUGGUAGAGAGAGUAUGUCUUCUCUCAACAUAUAACCAUCUUUGAUUAGCAGCUAAGAUACAAAAUCACUGUAUUGUAAAUAGUCAAUAAAUGAAGGCUUGUUUCAGGCUGAAGAUUACCUAAAAGGAUUUAUUUUGGAGUGUGUGAAUCAAAUGAAUAUAUUUUUAUUAGAUAAAGUCCUGGUAUAUUAUUAUAAGAAGAAAUGAUUAACUUUUAGUUACGUUUGUUUUUAUCAUCCUAUAAGAACAUGAUUUAAUUAACCAGCUUUAUAGUUUCAGUAUUACUUAGAUGGAAAUGUGUUUUUAUGUAUGUAUACUAAGCAGUCAGAACUGGUGUCUGUAGCUGUACGAUCUAUUAGAAUGUGAUCUUUUCUCCUUUUAGCAGUAGAUUUGCUGUGGAAAAAAUCUGUAGGUCUAUUGAGAUUGGGGUUGGUGAGGAAUUCAUUUGCUUUUUAUUUUAAAGUUGAUGUUUCAUUUACAUAUCUUUGGGAAAAGAAUGAGAGCAAAAGUAUUAGAAAGUUGUGUAGUAGGUAAGCUUGAAGGGGUAUGUCUUCUUACCACACUGGUUGCUGAGUUCUCAGUAUAAAAGGUGGCCGCCAUUCUGGGGAAGUCAUCUAAUGAAUUCAUGUACUUUUCUGUACUUCAUUUAGUAAGUUAUUACUCAUAAUUUAAGGUAGUAAAUGAAUGAUUGCUGAUAAGGCAAAUAUAGAAAGCACAAAAAAAAUAAAAGCAAUCACUUAUUUCUAUCCAAUCAAAAGACAUAUUUUCGCCCAAAAUUUGACAAAACUAUGUUGUGUCAUCAUUUGCUAUUGAAAGAAGUAAUGACAGUGAGCUGUUUGUCUUUAUAAUCUUGUGGUAAAGCUAUCAAAAAUAGGAUUGGAUAUGGCCAGGUUACCCAUAUCUAGUUUUAGCUAGCUACUUCUCAAGGAAUUGCAAGGGAGAACUCUGAUAAGUAAGUGUGUAGAUACCACAGAGGAAAUUGCUGAGGAGUGUGAUCUAAUCUGAUAUACUACUCACUGAUAGCAGAGAAUUAAGUAGAAUUAGAAUGUUUGGCCCUCUACUAUGGCUAAGUGAAUGAGGAUUCUGCCAGCUGGGAAGGGAGACUGAGUCUGCUAUGGAGUGGAAGGUUCUAAAUCCUUCUCACUACAUCUUCAGUGCAGGAAGGAAGAAGCAGGAGAUAGCUACUUCAAUCUACAUGACAUUCGGAGGCAAUGACCCUGUUUAUUAGUAGUCAGCACACCCUGUUGGCAUUCUCUGCCCUAAACAGUCCUUAUUAGCAGAUUAUCAUUUGGAGAUUUUUCUCUGCAUUACAUCUUAUUCAUUUUAUAAUUUAAAACAUUCCAUCGUUUUGAGAGUUUUCCCUAAAUUAUGUGAAAGGGUUCACAUUCAGUUGGUAGAACUUGUAUUAUAGAGUAGAUGGUAUAUCUCCAGACAUAAUUUCCUAAGUAGAAGCAGGCCUAAAUUCCAGGGGCUUUGAAAAAAGAAAAUUGUUCUAAUGUAGUAGAAAUAGUUCCCACUCUACCCUCACACCCCAAAUUCAGCAGAUUAGAAAAUAAUCUUUGAAAUUUGUAGGAAGAGAAUAAAGCUCCUAUGAACAUUCAUGUGUAGGUUUUUGUGUAUACAUAAUAUUUCAACUAAUUUGGGUAAAUACCAAGGAAUACGAUUGCUGGAUCAUGUGGUAAGACUGUUUAGUUUUGUAAGAAACCUCCAAACUGUCUUCCAAGGUGGCUGUACCAUUUUGCACUCCCAGCAAUGAGUGAGAAUUCCUGAAGCAAGUCAUCCUUGCUAGAAUUUGGUGUCAGUGUUUUGAAUUUUAGUUAUCCUAAUAAGUGUAUAGCAGUAUCUUGUUUUAAUUUGCAAUUCCAUAGUGAUGUAAGAUGUUGAGCAUCUUAUUAUAUGUUUAUUUGAAUCUACAUAAUGUCUGGUGAGAUCUCUUUUCAGAUCUUUUGCCCACUUUUUUAAUUGGGUGGUUUUCUUAAUUGAAUUUUAGGAAGGGAUAUAAGAAGAUUUAGUUUGGUUCUUAAGCCAUGAUGAUCUGAGAAUAAAUGAGUAAUUUUAUAUUUAUAUUUUUUGAAUGAAAUAAGAUUCUAGAGAUACAAAAGGGAACACAGUGAACAGUCUCUCUCCCAUCCUGUACUUCAGCCACUUAGAUUCCCUUCUCAGGUAACCAUGUCAUCAGUUUCUAAUGUAAACUUUCAGUGAUAUUAACCGUGUAGAUAAAUAAAUAUUUUCAUUUCUUUUUAAAAUAUAAAUGAGUAUACUAUACAUACUGUUCUGUACCUUUUUUCCAUUUACUAUAUCUUAAAGAUCAUUUUCUGUCAGUAUAUAAAAUCCUUUCUCAUUUUUUAAAACGAUUGUACAUUAUGGAUGUAUGCAGUGGAACCUGUCCCUUACUAAUGAACAUAUAAAUUGUUUCCAAUCUUUUGCUAUUAUAAUGCUGAAAUGAAUUACCUUGUAUAAAUUUAUGUCAUUUUGUACAUAAAUUUUCUCUGUAGGGUAAGUGGUCAGAGUAUGUGCACUUGUAAUUUAUAUCUAGAAUUAAAUUUAUAUAUAUUUUUUCUUAGUUUGCACCAGCAAUGCAAGUGCCCAUUUCCCCAUAGCUUCACUAACACAGUGUAUUAGCAGUCUAUUCCUUGCUAGUUAAAAAACCUUUGACAGGUUAAAAAAACAAAUUUCUUUUUUGAGGUAGGAUUUCUUCUUUUGAGGUAGAUAUUCUCUUUUGAGGUAGGAUUUCUUCACAUUUGGAGCUUUUGGAUUACCUUUUCUGAGAAUUCACUUCAUAUCCUUUCCCAUUUUUCUUUUCUCUUACAAUCCCCAUCUACUUAUCAUCAUUAAUUUUAAAGCAAACCCAGGACAUUUACCUGUAUGUAUUUCAGUAUACAUAUCUUUUAAAAAAGGAUUUUUAAAAAAAUAUAAUUCCUAAAAACACUAAUAUUUUUAUCACCAAAUAUCUAUCUGAAAUGUCAUUUUUAAAAAAGAAUAUUUCAAUCAGGAUCUAAACAAUAGUCCAUGCAUUGCAGUUCGUGACUGCACCUUUUCCCCUCUGCAUUAUUUUUUAAAACAUAAAUUUGAAACAUACAUAAAAGUUCAAUUAUCAACAUGGCUAUACCUCUCACCUUGAUUCUACAAGUCGCAUUUUGCCAUAUUUUCUUUAUCAUUACCUCUGCAUCCAUCAAUCUCUUUUUUUUUUUUUUUCAAUGGGUGUCAAAGAAAGUUGUAAAUGUUUAUACUUGUAAGCUUUUUGGCAUACAUAUUGUUAAAGAAUUUUUUCUUGUAAAAUUUACAGUGAAGUGAACAAAUGUUAAAUGUACCAUUUGAUGAAUGUGAUGUACAACUUGUAACCCAAACCCCUGGGAAACAAUGGAAUGUUUCCAUCUCAUUAGAAAGUUUGUUUACUCAGUCAAUUCCUACAUCUCUCCUAUCCUUUCUCCCUGUUAGAAUUUUGUUUUCACCAUAGAUUAGUUUGGCCUAUUCUAGAACUUCAUUUAACUGGAAUCAUACAGUAUGUAUUCUUCUGUAAAUUUCUUUAACUUGGCAUAUUUUGAGAUUCAUCUAUGUGUUUCAGCCCUUUGUUUCUUUUCAUUGCCAAGCAGGAUUCCAUUCUGUGGAUAUUCCAGUUUAUUUAACCUUUCACUUGUUAGGAGAACAACUGAAGGACAAUUGGCUGUUUCCAGUUUUUGGCUAUUAUGAAUAAAGUUGCUAUGAACCUCU